Molecule: messenger RNA, 335 nt
Organism: Candidula unifasciata
Lineage: Eukaryota; Metazoa; Mollusca; Gastropoda; Stylommatophora; Geomitridae
Source: the annotation of a GenBank genome assembly
AUGCACUAUAACGUCAAAAGAAAUAGCCCCAAAUAUGUGGGUUUUUACGACAUGCUUGUAAAGAAGGAAAAAUGCGGAAGAGGGAGAAGGUUGGAAAGGGGAAGGAGGGCAUUGAGGUUUCUCCCCGCCAAAAAGUGUCAUCUACUGACAAAGGACGUCUGUGUGGUGGGGUCACGUUUUGACUUGGGACGUCAGUGUGGUGGGGUCACAAGUGUGGUGUGGUCACGUUUUGACUUGGGACGUCUGUGUUGUAGAAGUGUGGUGUGGUCACGUUUUGACUUGGGACGUCUGUGUGGUGGCAGUGUGGUGUGGUCACGUUUUGACUUGGGACGUCU